CAGCAGACGGUGAAGAGAUCUUUCACACUGGGAGGCAUUGGUCUCCACUCUGGGGAGUAUGCUGCUAUUCGCGUGAGGCCUGCGUUUGCUGGAGAAGGGAGAUACUUCGUCAGAGUACCUCUUGGUGAGCGCCGCAAAAUCCCUGCUCGAUCAUACUUGCACCUAUCUAAUUUGAAUGUUUUUGGUGCCAGCGUGCACAGCGUGGAGGCGCUGCUGUCGGCGCUGGAAUGCUGCGGAGUGGACAACGCGCGCAUCGAGAUGGAGGGCGGCGAGGAGGUCCCCGUGGCUGACGGCUCGGCCAUUGGCUGGGCCAUCAAUAUCGUCGUUGCAGGCCUGCAGCCGGCACACGCGGUCGGCGACGCCAAGGGCCGCACCGAGAAGCGGCGCGCGCUUAAACCCACCCAGGCGGUGACGGUGCAGGAGGGGGACGCAUUUGUGAGCCUGUACCCAUCAAACACCCUGAAGAUCAGCUGUGGCGUGGACUGCCCGGCUGCACCCAUCAUCGGCCGCCAGUGGAAGUCCUGGGUGCCUGACCAGGAUGAGCACUACCGCUGGAUCAUCGCUCCUGCGCGCACCUUCUACACCAGCUUGGAAGUGUACAAUCUGCGCUCCCGGGGCCUGAUCAAGGGGGGCACCAUCGGCGCGGCGCUGAUUGCGUACGGCAGUGACUGGUACGAGGACGGCAUGGCGCGCUUCUAUGAAGAUGAGCCGGCCCGGCACAAGAUUGUGGACCUCACGGGUGAUCUAGCUUUGCUGUCAGGGGAGGGCUCGCAAGGGCUGCCAAUCGGCCAUAUUGUGGCGUACAACGCGGAUCAUGCACUG
Molecule: messenger RNA, 822 nt
Organism: Coccomyxa subellipsoidea C-169
Lineage: Eukaryota; Viridiplantae; Chlorophyta; Trebouxiophyceae; Coccomyxaceae
Product: UDP-3-O-acyl N-acetylglucosamine deacetylase
Exons: 6
Biological process (GO): lipid A biosynthetic process
Source: RefSeq, a predicted model, not a curated record